Molecule: messenger RNA, 4499 nt
Organism: Scleropages formosus (Asian bonytongue)
Lineage: Eukaryota; Metazoa; Chordata; Actinopteri; Osteoglossiformes; Osteoglossidae
Product: mucin-2-like
Exons: 12
Coding region: 15-4499 (1494 amino acids)
Source: RefSeq, a predicted model, not a curated record
CAUCAGUAACCAUCAUGGACUUCACCAGGUUCACUGUCCUCCUUUUAUUCCUGUGGACUGUAGAGGGACAGACCGCAAUCACACAGCUUCCAAUCAUGACCACAGCAGAACCACCCACAACAGAAAUGACAACCACAGCGGAUUCGACCAUAACAACUCUGACCACCACCACGGAAACAAUGACCACACUGGAAAUUACCACAGUAAGCCCAACCACGACCACCGAAAUGACAAUCACAAUGGAAAGUAGCACGACCAGCCCAACCACCGCCACAGAAAUGUCAGCCACAAUGGACCUGACCACAACAACUCCAACCACCUCCAUGGAAAUGACAACCACAAUUGAAACUACUACUACCACACCACUACCAACCACGACAACCUCAAACACACCUCAUCCGACGACAACUGCAACCACCACCACACCGGAACCCUCCACAACUACAACCACCACACCACAACCCAUCAUGAUUACCACUAUUACAACCACAGCACUGCAAACCAUGACCACAAUUACCACCACAGCUGAGCCAACUAUAACCACAACUACCUCCACCACACCAGAGCCAACAACGACUACAACUCCCACCACCACACCAGAGCAAACAACGACUACCACUGCAACAACCACACCAGAGCCAACCAUGACUACCACCACCACACCAGAACCAACCACGACUACUGCUACCACAACCACACCGCUGCUGCCCACGACUACAACUACCACUACCACACCAGAACAAACAACGAUUAGCACUAAACCAACAACGAUAAGCAGUACCACCACCACACCAGAGCCAACCACGACUACAACGACCACAACCACACCUGAGCCAACCACGACUACAACUACCACUACCACACCAGAACCAACAACGAUUAGCACUACCACCACCACACCAGAGCCAACCACGACUACAACGACCACAACCACACCUGAGCCAACCACGACUACUGCUACCACAACCACACCGCUGCUGCCCACGACUACAACUAGCACUACCACACCAGAACCAACAACGAUUAGCACUACCACCACCACACCAGAGCAAACAACUACUACCACUGCCACAACUACUCCAGAGCCAACCACGACGACCGCUACCACAUCCACACCGCUACCGCCCACGACUACAACUACCUCCACCACACCAGAGCCAACCACGACUACAACUCCCACCACCACACCAGAGCAAACGACUACCACUGCAACAACCACACCGGAGCCAACCAUGACUACCACAACCACACCAGAGCCAACCACGACUACAACUCCCACCACCACACCAGAACCAACAACGAUUAGCACUACCACCACCACACCAGAAGCAAACAACUACUACCACUGCCACAACUACUCCAGAGCCAGCCACGACAACGACCGCUACCACAUCCACACCGUUGCCACCCACGACUACAACUACCACCACCACACCAGAGCCAACCACGACGACCGCUACCACAACCACACCGCUGCUGACCACGACUACAAUUACCACCACCACACCAGACAAACAACGACUACCACUGCAACAACCACACCAGAGCCAACCAUGACUACCACCACCACACCAGAGCAAACGACUACCGCUAGCACAACCACACCGCUACCGCCCAUGACUACAACUCCCACUAACACACCAGAACCAACAACGAUUAGCACUACCACCACCACACCAGAGCAAACGACUACCACUGCAACAACCACACCGGAGCCAACCAUGACUACAAUUACCACCACCACACCAGAGCCAACCACAACUACCACCACCACACCUGAGCUAACCACGACUACAACUACCACAACUACUCCAGAACCAACAACGACUACCGCUACCACAACCACACCGCUACCGCCCACGACUACAACUACCACUACCACACCAGAACAAACAACGUUUAGCACUACCACCACCACACCAGAGCCAACCACGACUACAACUCCCACCACCACACCAGAACCAACAACGACUACCGCUACCACAACCACACCGUUGGCGCCCACGACUACAACUACCACCACCACACCAGAACCAACAACGAUUAGCACUACCACCACCACACCAGAGCCAACCACGACUAAAACUACCACAACUACUCCAGAGCCAACCACGACGACCGCUACCACAUCCACACCGUUGGCGCCCACGACUACAACUACCACCACCACACCAGAACCAACAACGACUAGCACUACCACCACCACACCAGAGCCAGAGCCAACCACGACUACAACUCCCACCACCACACCAGAACCAACAACGACUACCACUGCCACAACCACACCGCUGCUGACCACGACUACAACUACCACUACCACACCAGAACAAACAACGUUUAGCACUACCACCACCACACCAGAGCAAACAACUACUACCACUGCCACAACUACUCCAGAGCCAGCCACGACAACGACCGCUACCACAUCCACACCGUUGCCACCCACGACUACAACUACCACCACCACACCAGAGCCAACCACGACGACCGCUACCACAACCACACCGCUGCUGACCACGACUACAAUUACCACCACCACACCAGAGCCAACCACAACUACCACCACCACACCAGAGCAAACAACGACUACAACUACCACAACUACUCCAGAACCAACCACGACGACCGCUACCACAUCCACACCGUUGGCGCCCACGACUACAACUACCACUACCACAUCAGAACAAACAACGACUACCGCUACCACAACCACACCAGAAACAAACAACGACGACCGCUACCACAACCACACCGCUACCGCCCACGACUACAACUCCCACCACCACACCAGAGCAAACAACGACUACCGCUACCACAACCACACCGCUGCUGCCCACGACUACAACUACACUACCACAACCACACCGCUGCUGCCCACGACUACAACUAGCACUACCACACCAGAACAAACAACGUUUAGCACUACCACCACCACACCAGAGCAAACAACUACUACCACUGCCACAACUACUCCAGAGCCAGCCACGACAACGACCGCUACCACAUCCACACCGUUGCCACCCACGACUACAACUACCACCACCACACCAGAGCCAACCACGACUACAACUACCACAACUACUCCAGAACCAACCACGACGACCGCUACCACAUCCACACCGUUGGCGCCCACGACUACAACUACCACUACCACACCAGAACAAACAACGACUACCGCUACCACCACCACACCGCUACCGCCCACGACUACAACUACCACCACCACACCAGAGCAAACGACUACCACUGCAACAACCACACCGGAGCCAACCAUGACUACAAUUACCACCACCACACCAGAGCCAACCACAACUACCACCACCACACCUGAGCUAACCACGACUACAACUACCACAACUACUCCAGAACCAACAACGACUACCGCUACCACAACCACACCGCUACCAACCAACAACGACUACCGCUACCACAACCACACCGCUACCGCCCACGACUACAACUACCACAACUACUCCAGAGCCAACCACGACGACCGCUACCACAUCCACACCGUUGGCGCCCACGACUACAACUACCACCACCACACCAGAACCAACAACGACUACCACGACAACGACCGCUACCACAUCCACACUGUUGCCACCCACGACUACAACUCCCACCACCACACCAGAACCAACAACGACGACCGCUACCACAUCCACACUGUUUCCACCCACGACUACAACUACCACUACCACACCAGAACCAAUAAUGACUACACUACCACCACCACACCAGAGCAAACAACGACUACCUCUACCACAACCACACCGCUGCUGACCACGACUACAAUUAUCACCACCACACCAGAGCCAACCACAACUACCACCACCAUACCUGAGCUAACCACGACUACAACUACCACAACUACACCAGAGCCCACCACGACGACCGCUACCACAUCCACACCGUUGGCGCCCACGACUACAACUACCACUACCACACCAGAACCAAUAAUGACUAGCACUGCAACAACCACACCAGAGCCAACCACGACUACAACGCCCACCACCACACCUGAGCCAACCACGACCACUGCUACCACAACCACACCGCUGCUGCCCACGACUACAACUACCACUACCACACCAGAACAAACAACGUUUAGCACUACCACCACCACACCAGAGCAAACAACUACUACCACUGCCACAACUACUCCAGAGCCAGCCACGACAACGACCGCUACCACAUCCACACCGUUGCCAACCACGACUACAACUCCCACCACCACACCAGAGCAAACAACGACUACCACUGCAACAACCACACCAGAGCCAACCAUGACUACCACCACCACACCAGAACCGACCACGACUACUGCUACCACAACCACACCGCUGCUGCCCACGACUACAACUACCACUACCACACCAGAGCCAACCAUAACUACCUCUACCACUACCACACCAGAAGCCAACAAGGACGACCACAACCACACCGCUACCGCCCACGACUACAACUACCACUACCACACCAGAACCAACAACGAUUAG